CAGUGUUGUAGUAAAUAGGGUUUAACACUUAACAAGAGUGCGUUAGUUGGUAUGGGAACCUCAAUGAGAUGGAGGCACUUGCCUCCACUCAUUUAUGCAUUAGCAUUUUGCUUAAUUGCUAUCAAUGUUGCUGCUCAUGAUGAUCACACUCCUUAUUAUGGAGGCAACUCUCCCUACCACCCAGCUCCACAGGCCGCGCCACCCGCACAUCAACCUCACCCACCUUAUUGGUACAAGUCUCCUCCUUCUCCAUCUCCAUCACCACCCUCUCCAUACGUUUACAAGUCUCCACCACCACCUUCUUCCUCGCCACCUCCUCCCUAUUAUUACAAGUCUCCUCCUCCACCUUCUCCUUCUCCACCACCUCCAUACGUCUAUAAAUCACCACCUCCACCUUCCCCGUCACCACCACCUCCAUAUAUCUAUAAGUCACCACCACCUCCCCCAUAUGUCUAUAAGUCCCCACCUCUACCUUCUCCAUCUCCACCUCCUCCAUAUAUUUACAAGUCACCACCACCUCCUUCCCCAUCACCACCACCUCCAUAUGUCUAUAAAUCUCCACCCCCAACAUCACCUUCACCACCACCUCCCUAUGUCUAUAAGUCGCCACCACCUCCAUCCCCAUCACCACCCCCACCAUAUGUUUACAAAUCUCCUCCUCCACCAUCACCUUCACCACCACCUCCAUAUAUCUACAAGUCUCCUCCUCCACCAUCGUCAUCACCACCACCUCCCUAUAUCUAUAAGUCACCACCACCUCCAUCCCCAUCACCACCACCACCAUAUAUGUACAAGUCUCCUCCUCCUCCUUCUCCAUCACCACCACCUCCAUAUAUUUAUAAGUCACCACCACCUCCAUCUCCAUCACCACCACCACCAUAUAUGUACAAGUCUCCUCCUCCUCCUUCUCCAUCACCACCACCUCCAUAUAUUUAUAAGUCACCACCACCUCCAUCUCCAUCACCGCCUCCUCCAUAUGUCUACAAGUCUCCUCCUCCUCCUUCUCCCUCUCCACCUCCUCCCUAUCUCUAUAAGUCUCCACCCCCACCAUCACCUUCACCACCACCACCAUAUGUUUACAAGUCCCCUCCUCCACCAUCGCCUUCGCCACCACCUCCAUAUGUCUACAAGUCACCACCACCUCCAUCGCCUUCACCACCACCUCCAUACGUGUACAAGUCUCCUCCACCACCAUCUCCAUCACCACCUCCUCCUUAUGUGUACAAGUCUCCACCUCCUCCGUCAUCUGCACCACCUCCACCAUAUGUUUACAAGUCUCCUCCCCCACCAUCUCCUUCACCGCCUCCACCCUAUGUCUAUAAGUCUCCACCGCCACCAUCUCCUUCACCUCCACCGCCAUAUGUUUACAAGUCACCACCUCCACCUUCUCCAUCACCUCCUCCACCAUAUAUCUACAAGUCUCCACCACCACCUUCACCUUCACCUCCUCCUCCUUACAUUUACAAAUCUUCACCACCUCCACCAAAGCAAGCCUAUCUCUACACUUCACCUCCGCCUCCCAAGUAUUAAGCUUGCAUGAGAAGUGCUUUAAUUUGAAUUCUUUCAAUAAUAUUAUGUUCAACAUUAUUAUUGUUUAUCUACGUAUUUAUUUUAAGCGGUCAUUAAUAAAAGGUUCUACGCCAUAUAAGGCAAGUAGAACCUAGUCAUUAUUAUUUGUGAAUGUAUCUUUAUUUUUCAAUUGAUUAUCAUAUUUUCAUGAAA
This is a messenger RNA of Arachis duranensis, 1722 nucleotides long. Its product is annotated as extensin-2. Lineage: Eukaryota; Viridiplantae; Streptophyta; Magnoliopsida; Fabales; Fabaceae. The record is from RefSeq and is a predicted model, not a curated record. The transcript has 3 exons. Gene Ontology annotation, biological process: plant-type cell wall organization. Gene Ontology annotation, molecular function: structural constituent of cell wall. Bases 52 to 1530 code for a protein of 492 amino acids.